AUGCGUCGAAAUCGAGCACAUCCGAACGGAAAUACCAACGAAAGCGGAUCCCCGGUCAAUCUUCCACGGCACGUGGCAUUUGUUUGUGACGGCAACUCACGUUGGGCCGCGGCUCACAACCUGCCCUCGUCGGCCGGACACAUCGCCGGAGCCGAUCGCCUCAUCCACGUACUGGAUGGUUUACGAGAUCGACGAGUUCAAUACUGUACUAUGUAUGGAUUUUCGACGGAAAACUGGAAACGACCAGCACACGAAGUCCGCGACAUUUUGAACGUCAUGGAAACUACGGCCCGGCGGUUUUACAACCGAGCCCUCGAAGAGAAUGUUUGUGUUCGACUGUUGGGUGAUUUGGAUGAUAAGCGACUUCCGAAAGGACUUACUACGUUGCUUCGUAAGUUGGAACAGGACACUGCUAGGAAGGACGGCGAAGACAAGUUCACGCUUUGUGUCGCUCUGAACUACGGCGGCCGCCAAGAUAUUUUGAAUGCCAGCCGACGGCUCGUAGAAGCGGUGGACGAUGCCAACACCGAAUUUACUAUCGCAGAUAUCGACGAAGAUGCUUUCUGCUCCUUUUUGAGCACGGUGGGAAUACCAGAUCCCGACCUGAUUGUCAGAACCAGUGGGGAGUCUCGUCUUUCCAACUUUUUGCUUUGGAAUGCGGCCUAUGCCGAGCUCUACUUUACCACCGUCCUCUGGCCCGAUUUUGACGAGACGGCACUGGAUGAUGCUCUCGAAUGGUAUGCGCAACGGAAAAGAAGGUUCGGGGCACGGAUAGUGGAAGCGUCCCCGACGAUUAAAUAA
Molecule: messenger RNA, 801 nt
Organism: Phaeodactylum tricornutum CCAP 1055/1
Lineage: Eukaryota; Bacillariophyta; Bacillariophyceae; Surirellales; Neidiaceae
Exons: 1
Coding region: 1-801 (266 amino acids)
Biological process (GO): polyprenol biosynthetic process
Cellular component (GO): endoplasmic reticulum
Source: RefSeq, a predicted model, not a curated record